Colletotrichum paranaense is the source of this 756-nucleotide messenger RNA. RefSeq lists its product as uncharacterized. Lineage: Eukaryota; Fungi; Ascomycota; Sordariomycetes; Glomerellales; Glomerellaceae. The coding region runs from base 1 to 756 and encodes 251 amino acids. The record is from RefSeq and is a predicted model, not a curated record. The transcript has a single exon.
AUGAGAAGUAUCUGUAUCCCUCCCGAAGACAAUGCGACCCUCUGCCGGAGUUAUAUCCAGCUCACCAUGUCUUCCCACAUAGUCCCUAGGGAUCGUUUCCAAAAUGCACUACUAAUUCUCUUUCUAAAACCUCGAGACUUGUGUCACAACCCGUCGUUGUAUCAACUUAUCAAGGGCCUCAGGACUUCGUCGACUAGUGAGCUUCUCCCCCCUGCCCAGUUAACGACGAUCCUCUCCAACUCCAUCACCACCAACCCCCGGUACCGUGGUGAAUUGACCAGGGCAGUCUCCGUCGCGGUUACACUUGCUGGGCCAGCUCGGGCCCGUCACCAGGGGUUUGAAACAAAUAGAGCCUACCUACGGCUACGGACACAGCUAUGGGACCACCGCGGCAUAUUCGCAACGGGGCGGCACGGAAUUCGUAUUAAAUCGCACCAACGAACCCUUCACCGCGACUCAAAACAUCCCCAACCUGGCAACCCCCCUCAACCCCCGGCUCAACCUUGCCCGUCGUCCACUUCCAGGCUCUGCGCAACGGCAGUGUCUCUUCACCGCCGUGCUCAAUUCCCGACAACGGAAAGGAAAGCGUGGAUGUGUCAACGCAAGGUCUUCAUCCACCACCGUUGUGGCCACAAGAUCACCGAGCUCCUUGAGCAGUGCGAAACGUUCGAGUGUCCCGGCAUUAUGCAAAAACCCGUCAUCAGCAACCGCUAUACCUGCAUUGUGCGGACUUGUUUGUGGUACGGCCAGUUUUGA